AUGAAAGAUAGUAUUCAACUCGAGAAUGAUACAGUUUCGUUGGCAGAUGUUUUAGCGCCAUUGGUUAGAGAUCAAUUGGAUUUAGGUGAUAGUGUGCAAUUAGAUAAUGUACAAGAACAACAGCUGCCACUGUUAUCAAAGCAACAACUACCAAUCAAAACGGUUCGUUCCUUAUUAAAAACAGACACUGAUCCUGACGCGAUUGAAUCAUUAGAAUUAGUGUUAAACAGUGUUGUCAAAGUCUUUUGCACUUCAAUACCAUGCAAUUUUUAUUUACCUUGGCAAAUGAAACGUCAGGAAGCUACAACGUCUUCAGGCUUUAUAAUAAAAAAUCGAUGGAUUCUAUCAAAUGCUCACGCCGUUACAAAUGCGUCAAGUAUUCGUAUUCGAAAACAUGGCGAUGCUGAAAAAUACCCUGCACGUAUAUUGUACAUUGCACAUGAAUGUGAUUUAGUUAUUAUGACUGUUGAUGACAACAAAUUUUGGAUUAAAUUAGAAUCUUUGACAUUUAGUGAUAAUGUUCCUAGAUUACAAGAAUCAAUAACAAUUGUUGGAUUUCCAAUAGGUGGUGAUAAUUUAUCAGUGACAAAAGGUGUCGUUUCGAGAGUUGUUAUGUCAACAUACUCGCAUUCACUUGAAUCUUUGUUAACAAUACAAAUAGAUGCUGCAACAAAUCCUGGGAACAGUGGAGGACCAGCUAUUCAAGGUAAACAUGUUGUUGGCAUGUCAUUUCAAGGUCAAAGUCAAGCUCAAUCAAUUGGAUAUAUAAUACCUGUAUCAGUAAUCAAGCAUGUAUUAGAUGAUAUUGAACUGCAUAAUAAAUAUACAGCAUUUCCAACAAUGAGAUUUUAUUAUCAAUCAAUGGAAAAUCCAUCAUAUCGCGAAUACUUGAAACUGAAUGAGGAUCAACAUGGUAUCUUAGUAACAUCGGUUGAACCAGCAUGUGUUCUUAGCAAAGUAUUAAAAAAAGAUGAUGUUAUCACAGCUAUUGACAAUGUGCCUAUUGCCGAUGAUGGGACAGUCUAUUUUCGUCGUGGUGAAAGACUUAGUUUUAUCUAUUUACAAAAAUUAAAAUUUGUGGAAGAUACAAUUACAUUUACAAUUAUAAGGCAAGGUAAAGAAUUAACACUAACAAGUCCAUUGGAUAAUAAUCCAACCCUUGUUCCAUUACAUUCUCACGAUAAACAUCCAGAAUAUCUAAUUUAUGCUGGAAUUGUAUUUACAGUAUUAACCCGAUUUUAUUUAUAUGAAUUUGGUAAAUGUGAUUGGUAUCAGAAAGCUCCAAAAAAUUUAAUUAAUUUAGCAUUACAUGAUCAUUUACAAGAAAUAAAUCAGCAAAUUAUUAUUAUUAAUCAAAUACUUAUUGAUGAUGUUAAUCACGGAAUAACAUCAGAUUUUGCAAAUUGUGUACUGAAAACUGUCAAUGAUGUUGAAAUUCUAAAUAUGAAGCAUCUAGCUGAAUUAAUUGAUAAAAUAUCAAAUGAUGAAGAUGAUUCUUAUAUUCGAUUUGGAAUCGAGAGAAACAGAUUUAUAGUGAUUUCAUGCAAACGAGCUAAACAAUCAGAAGCAAGAAUUUUAAAACAAAAUUCAAUAGCACAACCAAGAAUGUGA
Molecule: messenger RNA, 1611 nt
Organism: Adineta steineri
Lineage: Eukaryota; Metazoa; Rotifera; Eurotatoria; Adinetida; Adinetidae
Source: the annotation of a GenBank genome assembly